Molecule: messenger RNA, 2279 nt
Organism: Sander lucioperca (pikeperch)
Lineage: Eukaryota; Metazoa; Chordata; Actinopteri; Perciformes; Percidae
Gene: ccdc14
Product: coiled-coil domain containing 14
Exons: 11
Coding region: 203-2143 (646 amino acids)
Biological process (GO): protein localization to centrosome
Cellular component (GO): centriolar satellite
Source: RefSeq, a predicted model, not a curated record
AUUGGUCAGCUACAUGUUUUCCGUUUUAAACUUGUGCUUUAACCGGAAGCUGUAGAAAUAAUAAUAAAAAAAGCCGACAACACGCUUUAAACCUAUCAGCUCAGCUAUCGUCAGUCAAAACAGUCUCCACUGUGAUUGACAGCACAGAAAUCAAAUUCUGCAAAGUGGUAGCGUUAGUUGACUGAGGCUGCUGUAUUUCACCAUGAAAGGAACUGCUAAAAGCAAGGUGGUGACGUCAGGGAGGCUGACAGGAGGAGUCAAAGGGCAGCUGGCCAGGAGACGAGUGACUCCAAAACCAGGACCAGCAGCCUGCCCUGAGCCAGCCUACUCUCUGUACUCCACAGACUCUGAAGACCAGGUUACUUCUCUCCACAAGGGUCUAGACCGGUGUGCUGCCUUGCUCAGUGGAAUCCUUCAGGCUGAGAAGACUGCCUUGCCAGGCCUUCCCGAAGCAGUGAAGGAUGGAGAAGCUAAAUCAAGACCAUCUACCUCACGAUUAAAGAAACCCAUCAAGAAUACAGACCAGAUGAGCUGUCAGUCAGGCAGCACAACUCCAAGAACAACUCAUCAGUCCGCUGUCCCAGCUGCACACUCACGAGUGAAGCUCCGUCCACCUCAGAAACACCCUCCCGCCCUGCCGCAGUCUCACAUCCCUUCUUCACCCAGCCAAACACCGCAGCAUCUCCCUGCCACCAACCCUUCACCCAAGCCCCAGACCUCCAUCUCUUCACCCCAGCCCUCAAUCCCUCCGCCUCAGCCCAACCCUCACUCAGGCCAGCCGCCUCUCCCUCAGAAUGACUGCCAGCCUGCUUCUGAAGCUCCACACACACACUGUGAGGCCGAGUGCGAUCGAGAAGAGGAGAUUGUUCCUGCGAGAGACCUCAAUACCCAAAGCACUGUGGCAGACCCACACGCAGCUGUCAGACCCACACGCUCGCACAUAAACACCUGUACCUUGAAGAUGUCAAACAUGCAGCUAGAGCUUGGAGAAGUUGAUAAAGUCCCUCAGGACCCACACAGCGGGGAGGACUGCAGUGCAGAGAAAGAAGUGAAAUUGAAGACAGUACAGUAUCUGCUUGCAGAACUCAAGGCUCUGAUCUCUGGACAAGGCAGUGUAGCAGAGAGGCUGCUCAGUCAUCUGGAGCAGACGGUGUCUUCACCACUGAUGAUUGCUGAUGGAUCAAACAUCCCGACCACACCAGACCUAUCAUCACUACACAGCCAGAACACUCAGCUCCGCAGACGUGUGAGGAUUCUUAACCAGCAGUUAAAGGAGAAGGAGAAAGCCGAGAGACAACAGAAUAUGGAUACACUCUGUAACUCAGAAGUGUUGACUUUGCAGGAGGAUCUCACGACCGCUCAGUCCCGACUGCAGGAACUCCAGGAUGACCUCACAGAACUACGGAAAGCCCUUCAGGACACACAGAGACAGCUGGCAGACAGAGAAGCAGGUAAUGCGGUCAUCAAAACAGACUUAGAGGCCACUAGAAGCAGGUUGCUGGACAGUGAGCGAGAGAAGAGGGAGUUGGAUUCACUUGCCCAGCAAAGACUGGAAGAGAUAGGAAACCUUAAAAGGAUUCUUCAGAAUCAGGAUUCGUUAAAUUGUCCUACAUCUGUUGCCAGCUCAGUCUUAGACACUGUGCCAACAAAACAACAUUUUAACCUGCACCAGCACCAGCACAGACGGGAUCCAGCAGAGCCCCCCACUGACCGCAUCACCCAGUUCCUGAUGUCUCUGGGUCAGCCGGAGCAAACGCACACCGAGCAUGUGCGUGUGGCCGCAGAGAGAGAAGGAAACACACUAGAGCAGAAGAAACCGAGCUCAGUCCAGCCGAGAGACACAUCAUCACACCCCGAUGUCAGAUCUCAGCACGGUGACAAACCCGAAAACUCUCAUCUCGACCAGUCGCGUUGUUCAGAUGAAGGCCAGUCACGUUGGUGGCGGCUGGAGAAGAAGCGCAGACGCGUGUCGAACUCCACGCUGUCCCAGUGUGACGUGGAAUCCGUGUGGUCCGAUUGGAGCACGAGGUCAGGGACGACCUUUGACACCAGAGACGAGGCGGCGUUCAGAGACGGCCUGGCAGCUCUGGACGCCAGCAUAGCCAGUCUGCAGAAGACUAUUCAACUGGAUCUGGGGAAGUGAUUCACACUCAGCUUUGCUUUACAGCUUUUAAUUUAAAUUUAAAUAUAUUGUAAUUCAUACCCUCUUUUGUAUUCUGCAUUUUGCCAUUUUUUUAUGAUUUUAAGAAGUGAUAUUUCAGAUAGGAAAUAAAGCAUUU